AUGGGGAACAACGGCAGCUCCGCUCCCUCCUUUGAAUUCGAGAAGAAUUCGAUUGCAAGAAACCAGACGCAGGCCAAUGUGCCUGUUGUUGAGCGUCGGGUGUUGGCCGUGCGGGGUGGCAGCGGCGCCACGCAGAGUUUCUCGAGUCCUUUGUUAAUACCGCUUCGCUGCGACACAACAGCAGCAGCAGCAGCGGCAGCAGGCAGUAGCAGCAGCAGCAGCAGCACACCUCCUGUGGAGGAGGAGGUGGAAGGCGGACGAGCUGUGGCAGUGCGGCGCCCCUGCUGCGCUGCUGCAGCAGCUGCUGCUGCCCCGCUGCUGUUGGGUCCAGCAGACGGUUUGCGGCUUGAGGACGAGGAUUUGCAGGAAGAUGCUGCUGCAGCUGUUGCUGCAGCAGCAGCGGGGGGCCGCAGCGGUGUUGCCAGCUGCAGCGCGUGCAGCAGUUGCAGGAACUUGGCUCUUGGGGGCAUCGCGGCAGCCUCCGUCUUGCCUCUCGAAGCAGCAGCAGCAGCGCAGCAGCAGGACCAGCACCUUGCUGCUGGUACGUGCUUUGGUGUCCCUCCUCCUUCCCGGGGCCUCAGCAGCAGCAGCCGCAGCAGCAGUGAAGGCACAGCAGCGGAGGCGUUUAUGUACAACUCGGAUUUGCUGCCAGCAGCAGCGGCGCCUUCGGGGGGGUUGCUGACAGCUCAGCCGCAGCCAGCAGCAGCAGCAGCAGGCCUUAGCGCUUUUGCGGGUGAGUGUGCACGCUGUUCUGCUGUUUUCGACGGGGGGGAUGCAGGAGACGCACGAGGAGGAGCAGCAGAGCAUCGAUCGUCAGCAGCAGGGGCUGCUGCUGCCCCUCCUGGUGCUGGUGCUGUUUGCGGCGACGCGGCUUUGACGGACAGCGGCGAGAGCGCUUUCGGGCAAGGUGGCGGCGGCAGCAGCAGUGGCCAUGGCCCUGGGAACACGUCACUUUGUACCGGUUGCACCGGCAGUUGCAGCGGCAGCAGUAGUAGCAGCAGCAGCAGCAUGGGCGAUGUAGGCAGUGGAAUUGGAAUGUAUCGUUCUGUUGGUACCCCUGGCGUGUGCAGCAGCGGUGCUGGAGGUCGUCUGAGCCUCAACAACAACAACGCAAGCAGCAGCAACAACAACACAAGCAGCAGUAAUACCAGUGGCACUGCUAUCGGCAGCGUGGGCGUGUGCGGACUGGCGAGCAGCAGCAGCAGCAGCAGCAGCAGUACCAACCAGAACAGCAGUAACAACAGCAGCGGUAUUAGUAGUAGUGGUGGCAAUGGUGGCAGUAGUAGUAAUGGUGGAGGGGCUUUGGGAAGUUUAGGGGGUUUAGGAGGUUUGGGUGUAUCUGAAGGCCAAGGUGUGGAGUUUGAAGUUCGGAAUUUCUGGAAGGUUGCAAAGACGCAUAACGAUCUUGAAUCUCCUGCAUUGGGCUGUUGCAGAGGAUUUGUAUUUCGCCUUCUCUUACACCCGAGGGGUACUGCAGGGACAGACUCUGAGGCAUCCCAUUUGUCUGUUUUCUUGGAGGCUGUGAAGCAGAGUUGGUAUCCGGAGGACUGGGUCUUCCCGAAUGUGCGCUUCGAGUUAACAGUCGUCAACUUCCGUGAUCCAAAACAAAGUAUUACCUCCUGGGCACAUUGGUCAUUCAGCGCAGAGGCAACAAGUAGAGGCUGGCAAAAGAUGCUCCCCCAUGCACGGCUUACUCGCCAAAGCGGCUUCUUGAGUGAAGACGGCGCUGUCCUUGUAAGAGGAAGGGCAGAACCUCCUUUUGCUUGUUUAUGGUCAAAAGGCCCCACGUACAGACCCCACAGAGCUUGGGAAUAUAUUCCUGAGAGAGCGGCCAAAACUCUCGACCAUGUUUCUUCUUCGGCGUCGCUAGCGGCAGCAGCGGCAGCUGCUGCCGCUGCUGCGAACCUCAUGAAUCCUGACCAGCAGCAGCAACAGCAGUCUGCAGCUGGGGCUGCUGCAAGGCCCCAGCAGCAGCUUGCUGGCGGCAAUAUACCCAAACCGACUUCUCCAAACCCCACCAGUCUACUCUCCUACCUUGAACCGCUCGUCCCUUCGCUACAACCUGCACUCGGUGCAGACUGUGUAGCGCUCUUUGUGCAUUGUUUGUUUCAUUUGGGGGAAUUCCGCCGCCAGAUUUUACGUUGGGGGACAGAGAAGAUUACUGCUCCUUCUGUUGCGGCUCUUCAUGAGGAUCCUUCUUUGGCUUCUACGAUUCCGAGUUUUAUUGAUGGCACUUUAAUCGGGGCUCUACAGCAUACAUUUGCUUAUAUGCUUCUGUGGCCAGUAGCUGUUGCAUGCAAGCGAUUUCAGCAGCUUGCUGCUGCUGGAUGUGCUGCAGCAGAUGCUUGGUCGUCGGAGGUUUUCCGUUGGUAUGGUGCAGAGCUCUUUCCUAAAGGAGCUGCUACCCCAUUUAGAAGAGAAGCAGCGUUGCCUUUCGGAUUCCCUAGCAGCAGCAGCAGCAGUAGCAGCAGCAGCAGCAGAAAAUCCAGCUUUUGUUUCUUCUGCCAGAAAUGCUUCUGCUGUUGCAAGUGCCACCAUCCUUCCUCUCCAUUCCUCCUGCGCACUGCAGCACAACUCCAUAUGCAGUCUGUACACUCAACAGCCGCAACACCACCACCAGCACCACCUCCACCAGCAGCAGCAGCGGGAGCGGCAGCGGCACCUGCUGCAGCUGGAGCUGCACUUCCACAGGCCACCUCGGGCACCAACACCGCCAGCAGCAGCAGCAGCAGCAGGCCGGCUUGUGCGGGGGAAGGCUGUUGUUAUCGCGACGGCUUCGGCGAUUGUUUGGAUUUGGCAGCCGGUGGAGGCGAAGAUGCUCUUUGUCUCUGUUGCGACUUAAUCGACAGACAUCCGGAGGUGAUGGCUUCUCUGCCCCCUCCUCCAUCAACUCGCUCUAUUUUGAGGGCUCUCCAUUUGCAUGACUUGCAAAAGAUUGAAUCGAACGACCCGCUCGUGCGAGUCCACACAGAGCUGUUUUCCCUCCUAAUGAGGGAAAUUGCCAAAACUAGCCUCGAAGAAAGAGCGCAGCAGCGGGAGCAGCAGCAGCGGGAGCAGCAGCAGCGGGAACAGCAACAGCAGGAGCAGUUCGAGCAUGACACCCCGGAUCAACAUCCUGGCAUACACAGCGCAAACACCAGUAGCAGCAGCAGCAGCUGUUGCGGCAACAACAUGUGGGAGAAUGAAGGGGUGCCAUACAGUUCUUGCGAUCAUUUGGAAGCGACUUGCCACGAACUUUUCUGUUCCUCCGAUCGGUCAAUCGGCCUCAUGGCACCGGAUGGAAGCCCCGAUAUUUCUGCCUCAUUUACGCGUUGUCGACACAUUCAUUCUUUGCCUCGAGCUUUGGAGAGUUGUGGCCGCCCUUUUCAUCAUUAUCCGGAGGUUUUGUUUAUUUACUUGCAGUCUCCUAAACAAGCAAAGAAAGGAGAGUUGUUUGAUGCUCCUCUUCGCUUAGAUGCCCAAGGGCUGCUGCAGCUGCGAGCUGCUUCCAGUCCAAACCCCGCUGGAGCUCCUGCUGCACCACCUGCUCCUGCGGCUCCUUCUGCUGCCCAGAUGCACAGUGCUGCAGCAUCAUCUCAUGGUGCGGCGCCCCCCGCUGCUGCUGCAGAUCCCACGGCAGGGGCAGCGGGGGCGCCAGUCGACGCCUCACUGGCUUCUCCGGUUGAUGGAACGGGAGGAGGAGCAGCAGUUGGCAGCGGCAGCACGCGUCCUGUGCUUUCUGCUGCUGCUCCUUGGGCUCGAGUAAAACAAAAGAAACGACUGCGGCAUCGCAUGCAGCAGUCGCGGCGGCAGCAGCAGCAGCGUUGCAGUGUGGAUGAUCGGGAGAGCGGUGAUUCUCAGUCCGACUUUUCCGACGAAGAAAAAGCAGCAGCAACGACAGCACCAGCUGCAGCUUCUUCUGCUGCAGGCGAAGGCGAUGGUUGGGGAAGCCCCACGGGUUCGAGUGCCGGUUGCGGCCCAACUCCUCCCACCCCAACCCCAACCCCUACCCCCAAUAGUAGUAGUAAUAGCAGCAGCAGCAGCAGUAGCAGCAGCAGCAACAGCGGAUGCGGGUUGGUUGGGAAGGGAAUGGGAAAUGUUUGCGGAGGAGGGGAGAAGUGGUACUCUCUGUUUGCCUUGUUUUUACGUGAGGGAGAAAGCAGGGGAGACAGUGGAGGAUGUGGGGGCUCUUACUCGCUGCUGCUGCGCCCAGAAGAGGACGGACCAUGGUUUCGAAUAGCGGGGGGCAGAGUAGAGCGCCUCUGCUCGGGUGUUGAGUUUACAGAGUGGAAAUGUCAUAGAGAUUUCUUCUGCGGGGGUGCAAUUUAUAUGGCAGAAGAUUAUAUUGAUGCCAUUCAAGCUGGAGAUAUUCAAGCCGGUGUUGAUAUCAAGCAGCUCAACCCUUGGCUGUAUUAUAGGGUUCUAUAUGAGCUCGGAGUUACGGAGGCCGAAAUCAAACGACCUUGGCUCAUCCCACAGCAGCAACAGCAGCAACAGCAACAGCAGCAGCAGCAACAACAGAGGCAAAUGCAGACACACACGACGCAGCAGAGUGCGACAUCUGUUCGUAGAGAUACACAUGGGUCUACUGCCACAGCAACAACGGCAGCGGAUCCAACAGCAGCAGCACCUGCUGCUGCAGAUGCAGAUGCAGGAACGAAGCGGACAGACGGAUCUCCCCAGCAGCCUGCAGCCGAAUCUGCAGAGCCUGAGGCAAAAACUGCAACAGCACCUGCAGCACCAGCAGCUGAGGAAAAGGGGGCAAUAACAGCAGCAGGGGAAACCGAUGCCGUGCUAACUGCGCAACCCGCACUCUCACCAACUGCUGCUCCAGAUGCUGCAGAUGAGACUGCAGGCGAUGGUGCAUGGGAUCAACCUCCCGCAGCAUCGGCAGCAGCAACUGCAGGUUUGACAGCAACAGCAGGAGCACCAGCUGCUGGAGGUGCAGCAGCAUCAGCCGAUGCAGUAGAUGCAACAGCAACAGCAACAGCAGUAGAUGCAAAUGCAGAUGCAGCACCAGCAGCACCGGAUGUCGACAGGCGGUCUGUUGUGAGUGAAGCUCGUCUUCGGGUGUUUCGUCCAUUGGCUGCUUGGUUGCUUGAAGUUGUGCAAGAGAGGGCGCGGUUGGCUGCAGCAAUUGCGCUGGCAUCGGAACAGCAGCAGCAGCAGCAGGAACAGCUACAGCUGCAGCUGCAGCUGCAACAGCAGGAAGUUGAAGGGCUUUCGGACCAAGCCGCAGCGGAGCAGCACCUGCAGCAGCUGCAGCAACUGCAGCAGCUGCAGCAGCUGCAGCAGGAGCAAGAUCGAGAGAACAAAGCAGCAGCAAUUCGGGAGCUUUGCCGUGUGGAAGAGGAAGAGCUGCUGGUGCUGCAGGAGCUGCGCUUUGCAAUGGCUGGUCUACUGCUCGAUGAGUUUAUAGAUGGAUUCUGCCCGCAGCCAGCAGCAGCAGCUCCAGAAACAGCAGGAGCGGCAUCUGACGCAGCAGCGCCACCGACAGCAACAGCAUCAUCAUCUACUGCUGCAGCAGCAGGAGGCAGGGGCGGGGAGCAGUCUUGGGUUGCAUCUUCCCCUCAGUGCUAUGGACUUAUAAACUCUGAAGGGAAGCUGCUGCUGAGCGAUGCAGCAAAUCUGUUGGGUGGACCAAUCUCGAGGCUACUAGAGACCAUUGCCUCACUUGCAAAGGAGGCUGCGGUGUACCUGCAGGCCAUUCACAUCCGCGCUGCACGCAUGCAGCAACAGCAACAACAACAGCAGCAACAGGAACAACAGCAGCAGCAGCGGCGGAGACGGAGACGGGACCAGCAGGAUGAGGAGGAGAAGGGGGUCCCUGCUACUGCUGGCGCAGCAGGUGAUGCAGGUGCAGAGGCGGGAGCGAACUGGAAACUGCCUUUGGGCCAAUCGACUGCAGGAGGAGCAGCAGGAGCAGCAGCGGAUGACGUAUUGAAUUUGGACUUUGAGGGUAGUGGUGGUGAGGUGUCUGCCUCUGUUGCUCAUCAGGCAGUAGUAGCGCGUUUGUACGACUUGUGGCGCUGCUGCUGCUCUAGUGGGGCGGAGGCAGCAGCAAUUCUGUCGUCUCCUCAUGGCUGCGAUUCUGCCGCCUCUGCGCUACCCUUCUCCUUAGCCUUCAGCGCAGCAGCAGCAGCCGCAGCGGCGGCUGCAGCAGCAGCUGCUGAUGGUGGGGGUGGUGCUAGUGGUGGUUCUUCGGCUGCCGCUGGGGCAGUUCCUGCUGCGGCUCCUACGGCAGCAGAAGCUGCAGCAGCAGCUGCCGCCGCCGCAGCAGCAGGCGCGCUACGACCCACGCAGGUGCUGCUCGCGUUAGCCCAUGCAAGCGACACAGCCGUGUACGUACCUCUUUGUGGCUUGGACGACACUCUCGAUGCUGUUGCUCGGCUGCGGCUGCUGCUAGGGCCUCUGCCCUCGCUGCAGUUCAUGCGCCAGGCGCUGCAGCAGCAGCGCAUAGUUACUGCAUACCUGCACAGGCCGCAGGAGAUUGUAGCUGCCUACUUUGCUGUCUUCGGGACAGAGCAGCAGAAAGAACUGUUGAAGACAGAAGCAGCACAGAUCUUGAGGCUCCCUUGCCUCACCCAUCCUCUCAGGAAGCCCUCUAACACCGCCCACACCACCAGCACCAGCGGCAGCAGCAGCAGUAGUGCCAGCAGCUGCAGUGGUAAGAGGCGGAGAGGAGGCGAAGGUUGUACAUGCUGCGCCUCUCUGCCUGCCGCUGUAAGCGAUGCCUUGGCGACUGCGUUGGCUGUCGCUCUUCGGUGCCGUGCAGCAGCAGAGAGGCAGGAAGAGAUUGAACAAAUAAAACAGCUACUGGCAGCACAGGCUAUUGCUAUUACGCUUGCAUUAGAGAAGGAUGCUGCAUGCCUCUGCUCUCCCGUACACCUGUCGGACAGUUGUAGUUGCGCUGCUGCAGCAGACGAUGCCCAUGAGGACGAUGCCGAUGUUAAUCGUGCUGAAAAGAGCUCAUCAGCAGCCAGCGGAGACGCAGGUGUCGACCACAGCAGCAACGCCACGCCCUCGAGCAGCAGCAGCGAUGCUCCGGUUGGCGUAGGUGGAAGGCCCUCAGCAGCAGGAACAGCAGCGGCAGGGUCAGUUGUAGCAGCAGCAGGAGGUGGUGGACGUCGGCGGAAGGCGGCGCGUGGCUCGAGCCCGUCAGCGGGUCUGGGUUUGGGUAUGCCUCCUCUAUUGGACCUGUUGUUGCCUUCGAUUGUUUUCAGCCAAGCAGCAGCAGCUACAGCAGAUCCGCGCAUAUUUCUGCUGUCUAUACAUUCGACGCUGGUGCCGCAGCGGCCUUUCUCAGGCCGAGAUCUCGGGCCCCAUCACACCUCCUCGAGGGUGAGGCAGCAGCAGCCGGAGCUCGAUUUCUCCCCAGAUGGCCUGUGCAGGCGGUCCGCUGCAGCAGCUGCUGCUGUUGCUGCUGCUGCUAUAGGGUCGGAUGGCCCGCCGGCAGGGGCAUGCCGAGGGGGGAUGCGUUUUGGGGGACAGGCCUUCGACGCGUACACCAGCGGCAGCAGCAGCAACAGCGCAGCAGCUGCGGCGGCAGCAGCAGCAUUGGGACCUUUCGGCGGCGGCACAGUUGCUGGUUUGUUGCCGUUUACAUGCACUGCUCCGGGAGGAUACCGCAGCGCUGGUGCCGCUGCUGCUGCCGCUGCCGCCGCCGCCGCAGCAGCAGCAGCAGCUGAGGUCGAACCAGAGCUGGUGGAAGUAGGGAUUGUCGUUGCAGCAGAUUUAGAAGGCUUAGAGGGAUUUUGCAUUGAGGACAAUUUGUUGCCGAGGCAAAGGCUUGUCUUAAGGAGGAGAGACAGCGCAGGUUUUCCUCUUACAGUCCGUCGUCUCUAUUGUGCGCUAAGAAGAAUAAUUCUCUCUCAGCUUGCUGCUGCUGCUUCUGUUGCAGCUGUCCCUGCAGAUGCCACAGCCGCCCUCCGCAACAGCAGCAGCAGCAAUAUGGAUGAGUUGUGGGGAUGUGUUUCUGCUGUACGUGGCCAAGCGGCGGAAGAAUUAUGCAACGAAGACUCCAGUUUUGUAUUCAAGCCCUCGGCUGUCGAUUCGUUUCUUCUGUUUGCCCUUCGACCAGAUAAUGACCCCUCAAGAAAGGGCCGUCGGCGAUUUGUGCAAAUGGAUCCCAACGAUCCGGUGGAGGCGUACAUCGAUCACCGGAGACUGCUGCUGGAUGCUGCAGCGCCGGAUGUGACGGUGUUAAUAAUGGGCGUGCCUCCUCGCAGCAGCAGCGGCAAUACUAAUAAUAGUAGCAGUGCUAAUAGCGGGUUAGGUGGUGGUUUCCCUCCUGAAGACACAGGCGAAAGGCCGCUGCUGCUCUUCAAGUGGUUCUGUCCUGAGACGGUAAACUUAGUGUGCUUGGGGGCUCUUAUUUGCGACGCGAAGCAGCAGCUGCAGCAAUAUGUGCUGCAGUGGGUUCUGCCUCGUGCUGCUCGUAGCGGCCUGUUGACGCAGCAGCAGCAGCAGCAGUUUGCUGCAGAUCCCGACGCGCUGGUUGUAAUGGAAGAAUGCCAACAGCGCACUGUACAAAACAUUAGAAGAUGGGCUUGUGCAAUUAAGAAGAUUAAUAAAAAGACGGGAGACAUUAUUAUUAUACAACCGAGAGUCAACAUUGAGUCCCCUGCCUCUAUUAGGCAGAGAGAGGCGUCUGCUCUCCUAGACAGAGUUUGGGCAUUCGAGGGUGCUGCUGAUACAGCUGCUAUAACACUCCCUGCUGCUAUGCCGCCAAAUGCUGCUUCCACCGCUUCCUCUUCAGCAGCUGCUACGGAGCCCGCCAAUGCGGCUGCAGCAGUAGCAGCAGUAGCAGCUGCUGCUGCAAACGCCUUCCGAGCAUUGGUCCCCAACGGAACUGUCGGAUCUGGCCUGUUCGCAGGUCCUGGAGGACGCGGGGCAGCAGCUGCAGCAGCAGAUGCCGCAGAGGAGGAAGGUGCAGGAGGUCGCCGCCGCAAAAAGAAGACAAAGAAGGCCCCAUUAAGACAGGCUAUCCCUACAAACAAGAAAAGCGUCAUCGCAAAGCUAGCAGAGGACAGCAGAAGAGCAGAGAAAGAAGACGGAGAAAAGAUUGAGCAGACGACAUUCAACUCACCAACGGAAGAUGCUGCGGCAGCGGCAACUCCUAGUGCUCCUGUUGCUCUUUCUUCUGAAAGAAAAGCUCAAACGGAUGCUCCUAAACGAGGCUCCGGGUCGCCGGCAGCUGGUGGGGCACCAAAAGCAAAGGCAGCAGCACUAGCUACUGCUACUGCUCCAUCGGCAGAUCAGGACGCAGCAACCGAUGCCACGAAAGGAACAGCAACGAAAUCAGCAACGGCCAAAACAGCAGCAGCAGCAUCGGGCCCGUCACCAGAACCGCAGUCUGGCCGGAACAAAAGGCAGCAACAACAACAGCAACAGCAGCAGCAGGCGGCAGUAGAGGGUCGAAACAAAGUUAAGGAGACGCCUAAAACUGUUGCUGCAGCGUCUGUCAAGGCGCAGGACAAGAAGCAAGCAACAGCAGCAGCAGCUCCAGCUACCGCUGCAAGUUCACAGCAGCAUCUGCGGACCCCAGCAGCAAAGGCAGCAGCAGGAGAGGACGAUGCAACAGCAGAUCUCAAGAAACAGAAGGAGAAAGCCCUUCAGCAGCAGAAGCGCGUCGGUGCUGCUGCUUCCGCAACACCGGAGUCCGGAUCUGCAGCAGCAGCUACGGGCACCCCACAGGUUGAUCAAGCGGCAGCAGCAGGAAAGAAGGGUACAGCAGCAGCAGGAGCACAGAAACCUCGCGACACAGAAACUCAGAAGCGCGGUGCCUCAUCAGCUUCUCCAUCUGCGGGGACAACAGCAACUGCAGAAGCAGCAGGACCAGCAACAACAGCAGCAGCCGCUGCCCCUGGAAGUCCGCAACCUCCAUUGGGGCCCAAGGCAGCUCGAGGGGCUACGCAACGCCAGCAGCAGCAGGAGAAGCAGCAGGAGCCUGCGGAUUCAGCAACAGCAGAAGAGGGAGUUGAUGCAGGAGCACCUCUGUCUCCUUUGUCAUCGGACGCAGCAGCAGCAUCAGCAGCUGCAGAGCUGCCACACCGGCAUUUGCUGCAGCCGCAGAGCCUGGAGAUGCUGCAGCGGCUGACAGCUGCCAGGGAAGUUGAUGAGGAGGCGCUGCGCCUUCUUGCUGCUGACGUCAUUGAAUCUGUCCUGUCACACAUCGCCCAAGAGGCAGCAGGAAGUUAUGCUGCUGCUGCUGCACCCUGGGUGCAAGCAAGCAGAAGCUCUCCACAGGCAGCAGCAGCAACCACAGCCACCGUUGCUGCCCCAGCUGGAUCUUCCAAACGCGCAGCAGCUGGGUCUUCACCGUCACUGACAUCUGGAGCAGCGCACGCAGCAGCAGCAGCAGCACCAGCAGCACCAGCAACAGGAAGCGUAAGAAGUCCGCUUGACAGCCCCGUAGCCGGGGAGGUGCUGCUGCAGGCGGCUGAGCUGCUGGAUCGGAUUAGCGCCACAAGCUUAUCUUCGCAGCAGCGGCCCCUGUUUGCAAAGCAGCUCCAGAUGCACCUGGAGGUGUCUCUGCUGCAGGCUCUUGAGGGCGGUGCAGCAGCAGCAGAGGACGCAGCAACUGCAGCUGCAGCAGCGGCAGCAGCGACGGCCACAAAGGGCCGAUCGAGUAGUUACAGCGGCGUGGCUGCGCCUGGGGGCAGCAGUGGCAAAGGCGCCUCCCCUAGCAGCGGUUCCAACAGCGGCUCCAGCAGCAGCUCUAGCAGCAGCAGCACCAGUUUAGAUUCCUUGAGUGCAGCAGACCUGCGUUUCCUUGCCUUCAGGCGUCUUCUGCCUCCGAGGGGUCUGGCUGCGUCUGAGUUGUUUGCAAUGUUAGCUGUGGGGCGGAGCGGCAUGAUAAUAUCUAGAAAGCUUCUGGCGUUGCACUGUCACGCCUUCCUAGAUAAGGCAGCAGCAGCUGCAGCCAGUAGCAGUAGCAGCAGCAGCGUUGGUAGCAGCGGGAGCAGCAGCAGCGGGAGCAGCAGCAGCAGCGGAAGCAGCAGUAGCAGCGGAUCUGGCGGCGGUGGUGGCAGCAAGAGCAGCAAGAGUUUGAGCAGCAGGAACUUAAGCAGCAGCCUAAAGGUAGCAGCAGUUGCAUGCAUGUGGCUGGUCCUAGGCCCGCGCCAUCUUUCGCGCUUGGGGGAGUCUCAGCAAGGCAGGCGGCUGUUUGAUUCUGUCUCGAGGCGGCUGAUUGAUAUCUGUUUGCUACAACUCCCUUCUGCACCUAACGCACCAUCUUCCUAUCCUUGUGUUCCUCUUCUUCUCGCAGGCGACCCUGCUGCCGGUGCUGCUGCUCCUGCAGCAGCAGCAGCAGCUGGAGGGGUCGAUGCGUUAGUGGCGUGGGCUGUUGCAGUGCUUCUUAAGUGGCUUUACUCUGUGAAGGUUACCCAGCUGACUUUGCCUCGGGUUGCUGGUCUCUCAGGGGCUCUUGCUUCUCUUGCUUCUCCUGCUAUCCUUGCUGCAGCCUAUCCAGCAGCAGCACCUGCUGCUGCGGCGGCAGCAGCGGCGGCGGCAGCAGCGUCGCAGGAUUCCUCUUCUGCGGCAGCACGGGCGGCAGGAUCUCCUGCACUGUCCAGCGUCCAAGAUGACGCUGCAGCGGAUGUAGAAGAAAUUGAGCGGAAAUCAGCAGCAUCGGCAUCAUCAGGUGCAGCAAUAGCAGCAUCAGCAGCAGCACCCAUGUGGGCGCAUGUGGCGGAAGGCAGGUCGCAUGCUGGACACCGUGUAGCGCCGUGGGGGUCAUCUUCAGCAGCAGCAGGAACGGGAGCAGCAGCAGCAGAAGCUGACAGCUCUCCACGUCGCGGCGGUGCAUCAGGUGUACGUCGCGGCGCAGGCAGCAGCAGCAGCAGCACGGAUUCCUGUUCUGUUGCCGAAUGGCUGACAGACCGUUGCGAGUCCGAGGUAGAAGAGGAGGAGUUGUAUGGAGAGGGUUCUCCUUCUCCUGUACACCGCAUGCAGGCAGAGCCGCAGCAGCAGCAGCAAGGUAGCACCCGGUCCGCCACCUCAGCCACCGCAGCCAGCAGCGGCAGUAGCGGUACCGCCACUAGCACAGGAAGUAGCAGCAGCAGUAGUAAUGCCAUCACCACCUCCACAAGCAGUAGCAGCAGCCGCCGUAGGGUCUUCAAGAAGGCGUCUCCCUAUGUUAUUGCUGAAGGAGCCAGCUGGCUUGUUAUAUACAAGCCCGCUUUCUGGCACUGCUCCGGUGUUAGCCGAUCUUCGAGUGUAUCCUCAGCCCGGCUUAACAGCGAAGAUAUCGAGCAGGCCCUGCAGCACAUCAGCUUAGAGGAGCUCGUCUCCAGCGGGAAGGUAGAAAGCUUCCAUCUCUACCUCAUGAAAAAGUAUCCACGUUUAGAGACGGUGCGCCGCUGGGAGGAGAUGGAAUGCGGAUUGUGCCAUCGCACGGACUUAGAAACUUCUGGCUCGCUCCUCAUUGCCAAGACGCGGAGAGCCAGAGAUAUUAUCUUUGAGCAGUUCCGACGUAGAUCGGUCCACAAGGAGUACUUGUUGCUGUGUCAUGGACGGUUGGCGGAGAAAUACGGCAAAAUAGACUACCCAAUAGCCACGAGGGACUUCGAUACCUGCAGAUCUAAAAGCCAUUUUUCUGCCGUUGUUGGCCCUCACGAGGGAGGAGAGGAGGCGCUCACGGAGUUCCGCCUUUUGAAAGUCUAUAAGCUAAAACGGCCUAACGAUCCCAAGAUAGUGUCUGCUAUUGCUGCAGCAACCAGAAUGGCUGCAGCGGCUUCAGCCCAGCAAAGGGGUUCCAGCUCCAAGGCCGCUAGCAGCAGCAGCAACAACAACAACAACAGCAGCAGCGGCAGCAGCAAAGAGUUUACCUAUAGCCAGGAAUUCAGCUUCUGUCGCGUCAAAAUCCAUACGGGAAGGACGCACCAGAUUCGAGUGCACUUCCAACACUUAGGGCACCCACUGGUUGGCGACUUGAAGUACUGUUACGGUGGCUUGGCAGCAGUAGAUCGCGUUUGGUGUGGGCGGAUGUUUUUGCAUUCAAGUUUGCUUAUUUUCAACUCCCCAGACAGCAAUGACAGCAAUAAACCGAUCACCGCUACCUCGCCUCUGGCACCGGAGCUCCAGCAGGCAUUGGACAACGAAUUGGUGUGUGUCGAGGACUUUACAACAAGUCGGGAUCGGGAUCGGGAGCGGGAACGUGGAGACGAGCCCCAAGGGGCAGAAGCUGAAUUCACUUCUGGUGAAUGCAGCCGCUCUGCUGCUGCUGCUCCUUCUGCUGCUGCGCCAAGCGGACCACCUAAGGACAGCUCGUCUGCUGCAGCAGCAACUGCAGCCGCUGCUCCUUCCUCGCCGAUAACACGCAGCGCACCGGCAUCGGCUUCCGGCACUUUUGCUGCUGUUGCAGCUUCUGCUGCUGCAGCAGAAUCUGGUGCACCAGCGGCAGCAAGAGGAGGGGCCACACAGGCGGCCAAGCCAAAAGGUGACUCUUCGCCAGCAGCAGCUACUGCUGCAGCUGCUGGUAAAAAGGGCAGCUCACCGAUGCAGGCAGUAGCAGCUGAGCCGCGUAAAGAUGAAACUGCAGAAGCAGCAGCAUCUCCUGCAGCAGGAGCUGCUGCAGUAGGACGAGGGGCCGGAGAGUCCUCCGUUCCCCGACGGCAAGGUUCAGCCAGUGCAGCAGCCGCAGGUCCGCAGACGUCUGCAGAAGAAAGUGAUCCUCAGACACAGCACCCGGAGCAGCAGAAGGAACGAGAGCCAUCUCCUUCUGAGUGGCCCAAACCGCCGCGGCGCUCAGCAUCAUUCUCUGUCAGUUUUACCGCUGCUGCUGGAGCAGCAGCAGCAGCAGCAGGUGCAGCAGGCGUAGCAGCAACGGCAGCAGAUCCUCGAGAUGGAGGUGGCCCCGAGAGGAAUUGGAGCUACCGGUCGUAUGCUGAGCAGCUGUUCUUGCACCUGGGCAGCAACGCAGUUGAUGGUGUUGCGAAUGGUGGUUAG
Eimeria maxima is the source of this 13929-nucleotide messenger RNA. Its product is annotated as RNA pseudouridine synthase domain containing protein, putative. Gene Ontology annotation, molecular function: RNA binding; protein binding; pseudouridine synthase activity. The coding region runs from base 1 to 13929 and encodes 4642 amino acids. The record is from RefSeq and is a predicted model, not a curated record. Gene Ontology annotation, biological process: pseudouridine synthesis. The transcript has 8 exons. NCBI's taxonomy places the organism in Eukaryota, Apicomplexa, Conoidasida, Eucoccidiorida, Eimeriidae.